UGGGAUCUUGUAUGGUCACAAUCGUGGUGAAUCAUAUUCAACUAUCGCUAGAAAUAUUAAAUGUAGAAAGACUACAGUUCAUGAUAUCUUAAAACAUACAGAAGCAGGAACUACUAUAAGUUUGGCGUACUCUGCUGAAGAAUUUGAUGAAUCGUGUCUUGUUCCUACUGUGGGUCGUAGUCCUGGUCAUAUGUUUUGGGGUUGUUUUUCAUGGCAUAGAUUAGGACCAAUUAUUCUAAUUCAUGGCCAUAUAACUGGUGAAGUAUAUACACAACUUAUGAGAAAAUAUGGUAUCUCCACUAUACAUCAACUAGUUCCUAAUGGAAAAGGUAUUUUUCAACAAGAUAAUGCGCCCUCUCACAAAUCCAGAAAAGCUAUAGAUUUUUUUGAUAAUGCUGGUAUUUCCAUAUUAUCCUGGCCACCGCAGAGCCCAGACUUGAACCCAUUAGAGAACUUUUGGCAGGAG
Molecule: messenger RNA, 466 nt
Organism: Racocetra persica
Lineage: Eukaryota; Fungi; Glomeromycota; Glomeromycetes; Diversisporales; Gigasporaceae
Source: the annotation of a GenBank genome assembly